This is a messenger RNA of Colletotrichum godetiae, 1969 nucleotides long. RefSeq names its product major facilitator superfamily transporter. Bases 237 to 1751 code for a protein of 504 amino acids. NCBI's taxonomy places the organism in Eukaryota, Fungi, Ascomycota, Sordariomycetes, Glomerellales, Glomerellaceae. Gene Ontology annotation, biological process: transmembrane transport. The transcript is spliced from 6 exons. Gene Ontology annotation, molecular function: transmembrane transporter activity. The record is from RefSeq and is a predicted model, not a curated record. Gene Ontology annotation, cellular component: membrane.
CCCCAUCCAACCUUCUUUAGCCUUCAGUCCCGCAGCGGAAGCCUGUGCGCGCCUCGUCGUCGAUCACUAGACGGACUGACAACUUUGCUUUUUGGCAUCUCUCUUCCUUUCCCGCUGCUGAGGCUACGGUAGGAAUCGAGAAGGGGUCACAUUCUUCCUAAUUGCUUUGCUUAUUCUUUCGUCCUACCCUCCUACCUAUCGGCUCUAAAGCAAGACAACAUAUAUACAAAGCAAACAUGUCUGUGGACGAGAAGAAUCCAAAGGACUUUGUGAGCUCGGCCUCGUCCGACUCCCACGCUGAGACGGGCAACGUCGACGCCGCAUGGAAGUUCCUCAACGACCAUCGCGAUGCCGGCACCGACACGAGCGCCGUGGACAUGAACGCGCUCAGGCGCAAGAUCGACUGGCGCAUCGUCCCCCUCAUGUUUCUCUGCUACACCAUGCAGUUCCUGGACAAGGUCAUUCUCAACUACGCCGCCGUCAUGGGCUUGAACAAGGACCUGAAGCUCGUCGGCAACGAGUUCUCCAACAUUGCCACCUUCCUCUUUGUCGGUCUUCUCUGCUUUGAGAUUCCUAACAUCUACUUCCUCCAAAUGGUCCCCGCGGCCAAGUGGUUGGGCGCCAACGUCAUCCUCUGGGGUACCGCGACCGCCUGCGGUGCCGCCGCACACAACUACCAGUCCCUCCUCGUCUCCCGCGUCUUCCUGGGUAUCUUCGAGGCCACUAUCGGCCCUUCCCUGAUGCUCAUCAGCGCCCAGUGGUACACCAAGUCCGAGCAGGCCCCGCGCUUCUCCUUCUGGUACCUCGGUCUCGGCCUCGGCCAGAUCCUCGGCGGCGCCAUCUCCUACGGCUUCCAGCACAUCGCUCCCGGCGCAGGCCUCGCCGGCUGGCGCAUCAUGUUCGUCGUGCUCGGCUGUAUGACCGUCACCAUCGGCAUCUGCACCAUCCUCUUUGUCCCUGAUACGCCCAUGAAGGCUACCUUCCUGAGCGACACUGAGAAGGUUGCUCUGCUGAAGCACGUCAGCGUCAACCAGACCGGUAUCGAGAGUCGCAAGUUCCGUCCCAAGCAGAUCCUCGAGGCUCUCAUGGACCCCCAGAUGUACCUUAUGGUCGUUGCCGUCGUUCUCUUGUCCGUUUCCAGCGGUGUUGUCACCACCUACUCUGCCACCCUCAUCCGCAAUCUCGGCUACGACUCCAAGCACGCCGCUCUGAUGAACAUGCCCUCGGGUGUUGUGAGCAUCUUCUUCACUCUCCUCGUCGGUUAUGGCAUUCGUUACACGUCCAACCGGUGGGCCUGGAUCGUCGCCUGCAUCAUCCCAGCCAUCAUCGGUGGCGCUCUGAUGUCUUUCCUUCCCGUUAGCAACCGCUCUGGCUGCUUGGCCGGCAUCUACCUCGUCAACGCCGUCGUUGCCCCCUUGACCGUCUUCUACGCCUGGACUGCCGCCAACUUUGGAGGUGCCACCAAGCGUGCUUUCGCCGCCGCCAUCGUCUCCGGCUCCUUCUCGCUCGGCAACAUCAUCGGACCCCAGACCUUCCAGGCCAAGGACGCCCCAGAGUACCGCCCGGCCAAGAUCGCCGUCAUGGGCACCCAGGCUGGCUGCGCCGUCGUCACUCUGGCGCUGUACGCCUACUACCGCUUCGAGAACAAGCGCCGCGGCGCCAUCAAGCAGUCCGAGGACGCCUACAUGGCCCCCGAGAACUGGCAGUCGAUGACCGACAAGGAGAACAAGUCGUUCCGCUACACCUACUAAGAUAGUUGAGCAGAGCGCGGGUAGUAUGCACAGAGCGCAAAAGGUUCCGAGUUGUUGAAGAAAAAGUAUACUUAUAGAUGUAUAUAGCAUUUGGGCAAAAGGGGGAGGCUUCAUUGUACAUUACUAGAUCUUGGUACUGACCAAUGAGACCACGUAUUUACCGACGAUUACACGUUGCGCCGUCCGUGGACUCAUUUGGGUUUCAGACGGGUUGGGUC